AUGAAUGUCAUUAAAAAAGCUACAGCCGGUUUAAGAUACUUGCAUGAUCUUGAAAUUAUCCACAAAGAUUUUAAACCUUCGAAUUUGUUACUUUUUGGUUCAGUAAAUAAUUUCCAAGUGAAAGUAGCAGAUUUUGAUGACAUGCCUGACAUAAAGAAUACUAUCACAGCAACAUUUACAACAACAAAGAAACAAUGUGUUGGGAUGACACUAGCUUACACUGCCCCUGAACUAUGCACUGGGUUAGUGAUGAAACCAUCAUACCAAACAGAUGUAUGCUCAUGGUCCAUUACAAUUUUUGAAAUUUUGUCUGACCAAGCAUCACCAUGGGCUAAUGUUUUGCCGGUUGUUAAUGAUUUAUUGCUUUUUGAAGCACUAAAGAACAAUCAAAGACCUUUAGUAGAUCAUCUACAGACAAUAUAUUCAAAAGAGGACUAUGAAUUCAUAGCACCUAUAAUAAAGAAAAGUUGGACUUGUGAUUCAUCAACAAGACCUACACUGGAGCAGGCAAGUUUUAAUUUGUUUGCAUAUAUAUAUAUACCCAUCUUUUUACCUAUAUGUCAAACUUUAGAAGAACAAGAUCUCAUCCAUUUUGUCAAUUUUCCUUUUCAGAUAAUGGACAUGCUUAACAGAAAAAGUCCUGCAACAGUUAAAAAUACUGAUGAAGAAGAAAAAUGUUGUAGCCUGGAUGCUUUAUACCAAGUAGGCAUAUGCUUUUUAUAUUAA
Hydractinia symbiolongicarpus is the source of this 726-nucleotide messenger RNA. Its product is annotated as receptor-interacting serine/threonine-protein kinase 1-like. The coding region runs from base 1 to 726 and encodes 241 amino acids. The record is from RefSeq and is a predicted model, not a curated record. Gene Ontology annotation, biological process: protein phosphorylation; signal transduction. The transcript has a single exon. NCBI's taxonomy places the organism in Eukaryota, Metazoa, Cnidaria, Hydrozoa, Anthoathecata, Hydractiniidae. Gene Ontology annotation, cellular component: cytoplasm. Gene Ontology annotation, molecular function: ATP binding; protein kinase activity.